AUGGAUGAAUUUGUUUCAAGAAAGCGCAAGCGGCCCACUUCACCAAUACAAGACCAUUCGACCCGACUGCAGAUGAGCGGUCCAGCAAUCACUCAGGAUCAAGAGGAGUCUACAGACGUUAAGCUCACGAUUCUAGCAUCAUUAGCUCCUACGAUCUCACAGGAGGAUCUGCUAGAACUGCUCAUCAGUUGUGACGGCUACCUCGACAAUGCUAGAGCUGUCUUGCUGUAUAGAAACAAAGCGCCCACAUCACCACGCAAAAAGUUGACCUCGAUUGGCCUUCAGAGCUCGCUGGGGUUCCCAACCACCAAUGAUCCUUCGAAAGCUCAGAAACCACUGACAAGGAAGGGUAAGACCGUCCAUCUUUUUUCGUCAGCAGAUAUUGCCGCUCAUACUCCAUGUUCAAUCAUUCACAAUUUUUUGCCGGCCGAAGACGCCACCAAGCUCCUCAAAGAGCUGCUUGCUGAAGCACCCACAUUUCCUCGCGCCACUUUCAAGCUCUUCGACAAUGUUGUGCAGUCGCCACAUUCAGCCGGUUUCUAUGUCAGUAGCUUACAAGAGCGCGAAAGACAGAAGAGCGAGUAUCUGUACAACGGUAGCUACCUUUCGGAUGUACGGGAGCUAUUGCCAGAAAUGAGAAAGGUAUCGUCUAAAGUAAAGGACGCUGUCAACAAGGAGAUUGCCAUCAGAAUUGCCAAACACUAUCCUGAUGGCAAAAAACUUAAAUACCAGUGUCCCCAUGAAUGGGUUCCUAACGCUGCUUUUGUCAAUUGUUAUGACGGUGGAGCAGAGUCGGUGGGAUAUCAUUCUGAUCAACUGAGUUAUAUAGGCCCACGAGCCGUCAUUGGGAGUCUCAGUCUCGGUGUUGCGCGUGAAUUUCGAGUUCGUAAAAUUGUCGGGCGCGAAGAAAAAGAAACAGAUGCAAAGCACAAGGAAGAGACUGACAGAUCAAGAGCCGAUGAGGAAGGCCAAAUCGCAAUCCAUCUGCCUCACAAUUCACUUCUUGUUAUGCAUGCAGAAAUGCAAGAGGAAUGGAAGCAUUCAAUCCAUCCCUCUUCCACAGUUGACCUACAUCCAGUCUCUGGCAAUAAGAGAAUCAACAUCACCUAUCGAUGGUAUCGUGAGAGCUUUAAUCCUCGCUAUACACCCAGAUGCAAGUGUGGUAUUGCAACCGUUCUCAAAUGUGUCCAGAAGAAGAAAGAAAACCGGGGUCGUUAUAUGUGGAUGUGUCAAGCCGGCGGCAUCCCGGGGAAGCAGGGCUGCGGAUAUUUUGAAUGGGCUGAAUUCACAAGCGAUGGAGAACCACUGUGGAAAUCAGCAUCUGCACCAAGGAUGCAAGAAACUUUGCCGGCCUGA
Endocarpon pusillum Z07020 is the source of this 1356-nucleotide messenger RNA. RefSeq lists its product as uncharacterized. Gene Ontology annotation, molecular function: dioxygenase activity; ubiquitin binding; zinc ion binding. Gene Ontology annotation, biological process: DNA alkylation repair; DNA repair. Bases 1 to 1356 code for a protein of 451 amino acids. NCBI's taxonomy places the organism in Eukaryota, Fungi, Ascomycota, Eurotiomycetes, Verrucariales, Verrucariaceae. The transcript has a single exon. Gene Ontology annotation, cellular component: nucleus. The record is from RefSeq and is a predicted model, not a curated record.